UUUUUUGUUAAUUAAAUAAAAAUAAAAAAGAAGAAGAAGGGCGGUACUCUUCUUCGAUACCAGUCUAGGAGUGGAGCGUCUACACGUACGAACACCAAGCAGCAGAUACAGACAGCCAGAGGGGGUGGGGUUACCUUUUAUUGGUCGAAGUAAGCUGUUGUACUCGCUCGCUCGCUCCAACUCACUCCGACUCACUGCUCCUGCUUUUACUGGUAGUAGUAAUAUAAUAUUUGUCUGUCUGCGGCUCAGGAGCAGUGAAGAAAAUGAAGCUGCAACAACUUGUUCACACAACAAACAAAAGAGGGAAGAAUAAUUAAUGAGUGUUAUUAAUUGAGUUUAACAGUGAUUACCCCAUCCGAACAAAUAUCCCAACCCCGCAUUCCUCUUGUCUUCGUUGCUGCUCUAUCAUUUUCCUCGCCAUAAUUUCUCUCUAACUAACUAAUCUAUCUUCCAAGGAAAGUAUUUACCUCCUAGCUCCUCUCUCUUCUUCUUCUUAACUGCUUAUGGAAAUGACACCGUCAUCGGAGAUUUGUAGUGUUAAGGUUGCGCUUCAUAUACGACCCCUUAUUGCCGACGAGCGUCUUCAAGGCUGUAAAGAUUGUGUUUCUGUUGUUCCUCGACUACCUCAGGUACAAAUUGGGACACAUUCAUUUACAUUUGAUCAUGUCUAUGGAAAUGGUGGCGCAGAGUCAUCUGCCAUGUUUGAACAAUGUGUUGCUCCACUUGUUGAUGGAUUGUUCCAAGGAUACAAUGCCACGGUUCUUGCGUAUGGUCAGACGGGAUCGGGGAAAACAUAUACUAUGGGAACUGGCUUCAAAGAUGGUUGCCAGACCGGACUGAUUCCUCAAGUUAUGGGUGCAUUAUUCAACAAGAUUGAAACACUGAAGCAUCAAACGGAAUUCCAAUUGCAUGUGUCCUUCAUAGAGAUCUUAAGGGAAGAAGUGAGAGACUUGCUGGAUUCUGCAUCUGAGAGUAAAUCAGUGGUUGCUAAUGGACACGCUGGGAAAGUUGCAGUUCCUGGGAAGUCUCCAAUACAAAUUCGUGAAGCAUCGAAUGGAGUUAUAACUCUAGCAGGAUCAACUGAAGUAGCUGUCAGUACAUUGCAAGAAAUGGCAGCGUGCUUGGAGCAAGGAUCAUUAUGUAGGGCAACAGGAAGUACAAAUAUGAAUAACCAGUCCAGUCGGUCGCAUGCCAUAUUCACGAUCACAUUAGAACAGAUGCGCAAACUCCAUUCAGUUUCUCCUGUUAAUGACACUCCAGAUGAGGAUAUGGGUGAAGAGUAUUUCUGUGCAAAGCUCCAUUUGGUAGAUCUAGCUGGAUCUGAACGAGCAAAAAGAACUGGUACUGACGGUCUUCGUUUGAAAGAAGGUAUUCACAUUAAUAAGGGGCUUCUUGCACUUGGUAAUGUCAUCAGUGCUUUGGGGGAUGAAAAAAAGCGAAAAGAAGGCAUGCAUGUUCCCUACCGAGACAGUAAACUGACCCGACUCUUACAGGAUUCUCUUGGUGGAAACAGCAAAACUGUUAUGAUAGCUUGCAUCAGUCCUGCUGACAUCAAUGCUGAGGAGACUCUCAACACUCUCAAAUACGCAAACCGUGCACGCAAUAUUCAAAAUAAGCCAGUUGCUAAUAGAGAUUUAAUAUCCAAUGAGAUGCAACAGAUGCGCCAACAGUUAAAGUACUUGCAGGCAGAACUUUGUGCUCGCGGGGUUAGAGCUGCUUCAGAUGAAGUACAGGUUCUCAGGGAAAGGAUUGCUUGGCUUGAGGCUACAAAUGAGGACCUUUCUCGAAAACUUCAUGAAUACCGGAGCCGAUGUGCUAUUACAGAGAAGUGUGAAAUUGAUGCUUAUGAGGGGCAUGCCACUUCUGCAAAAAGUGAUGGACUUAAGAGGAACUUUCAGAGUAUGGACUCAUCUGAGUAUUAUAUGGAUGAAGACAUAUCAGGUGAUAGCUCUGGGGAAAUUGAUGAAGCAGCAAAAGAAUGGGAGCACACACUUAUACAAAGCACAAUGGAUAAAGAAUUAAAUGAGCUGAACAAACGUUUGGAGCAAAAAGAGUCUGAGAUGAAACUUUUUGGAGGGGUUGACACUGAAGUUCUGAAGCAGCAGUUCAGGAAGAAAAUCUUGGAACUCGAGGAAGAGAAAAGAACUGUUCAGCAAGAGAGGGAUCAUUUAUUGGUUGAAAUUGAGAACCUUGCUGCCAAUUCUGAUGGACAAGCACAGAAAACACAAGAUAUUCACUCUCAGAAAUUAAAAGCACUUGAGGCACAGAUUUUAGAUCUUAAAAAGAAACAAGAAAGCCACUUCGAGCUUUUGAAGCAAAAACAAAGAAGUGAUGAAGCAGCGAAUAGGUUGCAAGCUGAAAUACAAUAUAUCAAGGCUCAAAAGGUUCAGUUGCAACACAAGAUAAAACAAGAAGCAGAACAAUUUCGACAAUGGAAGGCCAGUCAAGAGAAGGAAUUGCUGCAGCUAAGAAAGGAGGGCAGGAGAAAUGAGCAUGAGAGGCAUAAGCUUGAAGCCCUGCAUCAACGUCAGAAAAUGGUUCUUCAAAGGAAGACAGAGGAGGCGGCAAUGGCUAGCAAAAGGCUAAAGGAGUUGUUGGAAGCCCGCAAGUCUUCACCACGUGAGAGCUCAGCUAAUUCCAAUGGACAUUUAUCGCCUGGGCAGGGCAAUGAAAAAUCCUUAAGAAGAUGGCUUGAUCACGAGCUUGAAGUCAUGGUGAAAGUGCAUGAAGUUCGUCUUCAACAUGAGAAGCAAAAACAAGAACAUGCUGCACUAGCGGAGGAGUUAGCCUUGUUGAAACAAGUGAACCAGCUCUCUCUAAAUGGGGGUAGUCCACAAGAAGGAAAGAAUGGACAUAGACAUACUAGAUUGAUGUUGAUGUCACCAAAUGCAAGAAUGGCUAGAAUUGCUUUUUUGGAGAACAUGCUGAGAGUAUCUGCAAGUGCCCUAGCAACAAUGGCUUCACAACUUUCAGAAGCAGGAGAAAGAGAGCGUACCUUUAUUGGUCGUGGACAUUGGAACCAAAUACGCUCAAUGGGAGAAGCUAAGAACCUGCUUCAGUAUAUGUUUACUGCAGCUGCAGAUGAUAGAUGCCGAUUGUGGGAAAAGGAUAUGGAAAUCAAGGAAACUAAAGAUGAAUUGAAUGAUCUUUUGAUCUUACUAAGACAAAGUGAGAUCCAGAGGAAGGAACUUCUGAAGGAGCAAAAGAUGAGAGAACAAGCUGUUGCAAUUGCCUUUGCCUCAUCAGCUUCGGAUAGCUCACGCAGUUCUUCGAAGCAUUAUGCAGACGACAUGAGUGGUCAUUUGUCUCCAAUGUUGCUUCCAGCGCCAAAGCAACUAAAAUUUACACCUGGGAUUGUUAAUGGGCCUGCUAGAGAAUCGGUGGCAUUUCUAGACCAAACGGGAAAGAUAGUACCAGUUGGACAUUUGUCAAUGAAGAAAUUGGCAGCUUUAGGGCAAACUGGAAAACUCUGGCGAUGGAAGAGGAGUCAUCAUCAGUGGCUGCUUCAGUUCAAAUGGAAGUGGCAGAAACCAUGGAAGCUCUCAGAGUGGAUCAAACACAGUGAUGAAACAAUCAUGAGGUCAAGGCCUCGCUCACAGGCUCUGGUUGCUAUGAUAUGACCACGACAUGCUGUACAUAUAUCUUGCUUGCUUAUAUGAUCUGACUCAUGGUUGAGUGAAACUCGUGCGAGUAGAGGCUGUUGUACAUUGGCAAAGAGGUUACUAUAGAGAGAGAAUGCGAAAUUACUGAUGCCGUCUUAAAUCAUGACAUCUGCAUCUUCUCAUGCCGAUGGGUUAACCGAAAUUUUGGAAAAUGGCUGAAGGUUUGAGCAACUGAGCAUGUGUGUAUGAUAAGAUUUUGAUGCUGUGCUUCAGGAUGUGGAUUUUUCCUGUUAAUCUAUUGAGUUUAUUGCUAUUAAAAAAUAAUAAGAGGAAAUGUUUCCUUUCAUUGUAGGUUGUUUCCAGUUUGCCUGUACAUGUUACGAUUUAGUUAAAGAGAUAUAAAUAAAGAGUAGUUUUUCGUCCA
Messenger RNA from Populus trichocarpa (black cottonwood), 4026 nucleotides. Its product is annotated as kinesin-like protein KIN-4A. The transcript has 26 exons. The record is from RefSeq and is a predicted model, not a curated record. NCBI's taxonomy places the organism in Eukaryota, Viridiplantae, Streptophyta, Magnoliopsida, Malpighiales, Salicaceae. Gene Ontology annotation, biological process: microtubule-based movement; mitotic spindle organization. Gene Ontology annotation, molecular function: ATP binding; microtubule binding; microtubule motor activity. The coding region runs from base 504 to 3620 and encodes 1038 amino acids.